AUGUCUGGCCGUGACACGAUAGACCGUGCCUUUGCGCGCAAUUCGUCAUUGCGGAAAAGGGUAUUCGAGGCAAUCGACGCGACUCCCCAACACGCACCACUAUUCGAGGACAUUGCGAACUAUCACCUAACCUCGCUGGCCGAGGGCGGUGUCGACGACGAGCCGGCCUCCAAAAGGCGCAAAUUCCCCAACGGCGGUGGCGGCGCGGCGACCACAACCACAACCCUCCCCAUCACACCCGCGCACAAAGACCAGCCUCGCGAAGUGGUGCUCGAGGCCCGCGACAUCUCCUUCUCCCUGCCCCAACGCAAGAAGCUACACCUGGGCAUAGCGCAGUAUGGCACCGACAUCAACGCGGCUGAGACCUCGUUCGCCAUCUUCACGCGCAACCCGGCCACGAACGAAGUCGACAUGGAGGUCCCGUUCUCGCAGUUCGCCUACGCGCUGAGGCUGCCCGUGCCGGAAAAGGCCGCCAAACAAUAUAACUUCGUGUUGGUCCCCAGGCAGCAGCCCGGCAGUAGUACCGGCGUUGUCGAACCCAUCAUCUGGACCGUCAACGCGGGGCCCCUGAAAUCAUGCACGAUCCCCAAUGAGCAGCUCGCCAAAGUGGCUGCCGGGCCGGACGACGUGCUGGAAUGCGCCCUCGGGUUCGUGCUACGGCAGUGCAACGCCAGUCUCUCGCUGCCUAAUGCCGACGAGUUCUACAGUGCGACGCCCGAGCCGCAUCGCAAGGGCGACAAGGCGUACCAUGUCAAAGCCCACCGCGGGAGCAAAGACGGGUACCUGUUCUUCUUGAGCAACGGGAUUUUCUUCGGGUUCAAGAAACCGCUCGCCUUCUUUGCGUUUGAGGACAUUGAGAGUAUUUCUUACACAUCCGUGCUGCAACGGACGUUCAAUCUGAACAUUGCGUAUCGAACGAGUGGCGGCGGUGGUGAUGCCGAUGAGAAUCCCAUUCAGGAGGUAGAGUUCUCGAUGCUCGAUCAGGCCGAUUUUGCAGGCAUUGAUGAAUACGUGAAGAGGCACGGUCUGCAGGACGCAAGCCUCGCCGAGGCUCGACGGGCGAAGAAGGUGACGACGAAUCCCAAGUCGAAUUCGACGCAGAAUGGCGAUCCCGCCGGCGAAGGCGAAGGGCAAGGAGAGGACCAAGACACGCGUACCGAGCUGGAAAAGGCGCAACAACAACUCGACGAUGAGGAAGACGAGGAGGAAGAGGACUAUGAUCCCGGCAGCGAGGGCGAAAGCGAGGGAAGUGGCUCCUCCGACGGCGAUGACGACGACGACGACUAUGAGCGGGAAAGGAAGAAGUCAAAGGGCAAAAACCUGCUCAAGGAGGAGCUAGGCAGUGAGGCCGAGGACGUCAGUGUCACCGAGGAAGAGGACGACGGUGAGGAUGAAGAUGAGAACGAGGACGGAGCCGAAGACGAAGGCGGAGGCGACGAGAGAGACGUUGACGAAGAGCAGCACGGGGCCACCGACCGGGAUAGGCACGAAAGGACAGGGCACAACAAUCCCAGUGCACGUCCUGGAAUACCCACCAUCGCAUCAAUCCCCUCCCACGACGGCGGCUGGACGUACCAAGAAGGCAUGCCCGACCCAGACGACGAGGAUCAGCUGUGA
Messenger RNA from Cladophialophora carrionii CBS 160.54, 1617 nucleotides. RefSeq lists its product as uncharacterized. The transcript is spliced from 2 exons. Bases 1 to 1617 code for a protein of 538 amino acids. Gene Ontology annotation, molecular function: histone binding; nucleosome binding. Lineage: Eukaryota; Fungi; Ascomycota; Eurotiomycetes; Chaetothyriales; Herpotrichiellaceae. The record is from RefSeq and is a predicted model, not a curated record.